This is a messenger RNA of Striga hermonthica, 594 nucleotides long. NCBI's taxonomy places the organism in Eukaryota, Viridiplantae, Streptophyta, Magnoliopsida, Lamiales, Orobanchaceae. The record is from the annotation of a GenBank genome assembly.
AUGUCGACCCCUGAAAACCCUGGAAAUUCCAGUUCCAACUCCGAAAUGGAGAACAAUCCAAACUCUGAAACCGACUCUACUUCCGGUUCACUGGGCACGGCCAAGCCACCGAGCCCAUCUGCUGUUUGCCUCAUCAGUUUCGCCGCCGACUCAGCCGGCGGUGCUGUCAUGGGCUCCAUCUUUGGCUUCGGUGCUGGAUUGAUUAGGAAGAAGGGUUUCAAAGGUUCGCUUGCGGAGGCGGGGUCUUCUGCCAAGACAUUUGCACUUUUCUCGGGCGUGCACCGUUUAGUUUUAUGCUUUUUGAAGAGAUUACGGGGAAAAGAUGAUGCCAUAAAUGCAGGAGUGGCUGGAUGUUGCACCGGACUUGCUCUAAGCGUUCCUGGUACUCCACAAAAUCUGCUCCAAAGCUGCCUGGCGUAUGGGGCUUUCUCGUUUAUACUCGAAGGUCUUAACAAGCAACAACCAGCACUUGCUUCCCCAUUUGCAAUGAGUGUCAAGAAGCAACACUAUGGUGUGCUUCCCCCUUUGUCACUCCCUCUCCCGAAUGAGCUCAACGAGUCGUUUUCAUCAUUUUGUCGUUCCUUUAGAAAAUGA